Messenger RNA from Ruditapes philippinarum (Manila clam), 732 nucleotides. Its product is annotated as amiloride-sensitive sodium channel subunit alpha-like. Gene Ontology annotation, molecular function: ligand-gated sodium channel activity. The record is from RefSeq and is a predicted model, not a curated record. Gene Ontology annotation, cellular component: membrane. NCBI's taxonomy places the organism in Eukaryota, Metazoa, Mollusca, Bivalvia, Venerida, Veneridae. Gene Ontology annotation, biological process: sodium ion transmembrane transport.
AAACGUUUUAUUGAGAAUUACAAAACGUUCAAUAAAACUCUGUUUGACGGUAAAGAACGUCCUAACCUUCGCGAAAACGAGCCGAAAGAUGAAAAUGCUUUCGAUGGAGAACUUGAUCACAGGACAGAGAUUGAAGAUUUAUUUAAAUGGCUGUUUAUGUCAAUUAACAAAAGGGACAGAGCUGAACUAGGCCAUAAUAUAACAGACAUGCUGAUCAGCUGUACGUUUAAUGGAAGGAUGUGCUCUUCAAAUAUGUUCACCUUACAUCAGACGACAGAAUAUGGUAAUUGCUGGUCAAUCAGUUCUGACAAAUUUAAAGUGAAACACCCAGGACCAUCUGGAGGACUUACAAUGAAGUUUUAUCUUGAAACUGAGGAGUAUUUAAAAGGUCUGACGACAGGAUAUGGUGCUAGAAUUCAGAUACAUGAGCAACGUACAUAUCCUUUCCCAACAGAAGAAGGGCUGUUUAUUCCAGCUUCCAUGGAGACCGAUAUUGGUCUCAGAAUGAGAUCAAUUUCAAGAGAAAAUGGAUUAUAUGGAAACUGUAAUAACGGACUGCAGCUGGAGAAAUCUACACGGUAUAAAUAUACUAGAUCGGCAUGCCAGUACCUUUGUUUGACUGAUGAAAUAAUUGACAAAUGCGGCUGCUUUGAUGAAAAGUUGGAGGAAAUGGCGAUAAGUAGAAAUGAUGAGCUCCGAUCAUGUCGAAGUCAAACAGGCAAGUUUAUUUAA